AAUUUCUCAAAAUUUUAAAACCAAACCACCCCCCUCCCCCCCAACCUUUAUCUUUGUCUCAUCAAUCGUCGUAAUUGAAUUCCUUUGUUCAGUCUCUCUCUCUCUCUCUCUCUCAGAUCUUCGAUUCAUGGACGCCGCUCUGCAAGAACGGGACCGAGUCGUCUCCACCGAACCGUUUUUGUAAUUUACUUCAUAGCUAAAUGAAGUUUUUAAAGGUGCAAUCGGAGAGAGGCCUGUUAAGCCAGAUAAUAUGACACAGCAGCCACUUAUGCCCAAAGAUGAAAGGAUUGUGUCAGCGAAUCCUUCUCCAGAUGCAGCCAUCAUGGUACAAUUAAGGGAUGUACCUGAACAACAAGGAUCUUCAGAAGCAGCUGGAGAUUUGAGCACUAUCCAUUCACUCAAUGCUUAUGUUUCUCAUGAACAAAAUAUAUCAUUUGGUGGUCCUGGUAGUAGCACUGGUUUUUGGGAUGGAUAUUCCCAGUAUAUUAAUACAGAUGGCAUGCAUGUUGUAUCACCGGUCAUCUACAAUGAUAAUCCAUCUGUUGUGUUUCAUUCUGGUUAUGGCUUCAAUCAUGAAAUGCCAUAUGGACAAUAUUCUCCUGUUGCUACACCUCUGUCAUCUUUAAUGGUGGAUGGCCAGCUGUACUCUCCACAGCAAGUUCCAUUUUCUCCCUCUUAUUAUGCACAAGCAACUGCUCCAAGUUUGCCUCAUAUGUCUUCAGCCAUUUCAAUUUCACCAGCUGAGCUGAUGUUGCCAGAAAAUAGUAGCAUUGACACAAUGCUUUUUGGGCCUGGAUCAGGCUACGUGGCAAGUUUUGGACCAUUUGGUGGAGGAAACCUUUCAGGGAAUCUUGGUUCUAGUCCUCUUGCAUCUCCAGCAGUUUAUCCCCAACCAAUGGGCAUACUUGGAUCAUAUGAGCACAAUGUUGGUCAGAUUUCCCAACAACAGAGACCAAUGCAUGGAUAUGGCUUAGUAUCCAGUUCCUUUAGUGGAUUUUACCCACAUGGUAGUUCUAAUCAGAGCUCUACCUUUGGUGGUGCUUCAAUUUCUUAUCCAGUCACUAAUGAUCGAAAUCGUCUAACUCUUGACAAGGGAAGAAGAAGAGACAGGGACCGAGGCUCAGCUGGCAUUUACAAUGAUUCACAGGAUAUCUUCAAUGACCGUAAUCGUGGUCCAAGGGCUUCAAAGCUAAAGAGCAGGAGUGCCACUGAACAGGGCUCCUCGUCCGUCAUUAGCAAAAAUGUUUCACCUAUUUCUAGAAUUCAUCUUGAUUCAUACAACCAGCUAGAUUUUGUCACAGAUUACGAAAAUGCAAAAUUUUUUAUAAUCAAAUCUUUCAGUGAGGACAAUGUUCAUAAAAGUGUCAAAUACAAUGUUUGGGCCAGCACACCGCAUGGAAACAAGAAGCUAAAUGCUGCUUAUCAUGAAGCAAAGGAGAUGAAAGGCAACUGUCCAGUAUUCCUAUUGUUUUCAGUUAAUUGUAGUGGACAGUUCUGUGGGGUAGCUGAAAUGGGUGGACCUGUAGAUUUUGAGAAGGAUGCAGAUUACUGGCAGCAAGAUAGAUGGAGCGGGCAGUUUCCAGUUCUGUGGCACGUCAUCAAAGAUGUCCCCAACGUUCGAUUCCGACACAUUCUACUUGAAAAUAAUGAUAAUAAGCCUGUUACUCACAGCCGAGAUUCUCAGGAGGUCAAACUGGAAGAGGGUAUUGAGAUGUUAAAAAUUUUCAAGGAUUACAAUGCACAGACAUCUAUCUUAGAUGAUUUUGAUUUUUACGAUGAGCGAGAGAGAACCUUUACAGAAAGAAAAGCCAGACAAGCUUGUUCAACGGCAGAUGUUCCAGAUUCUGUUGCUGAUGAGUCCGUUAAGGAAAUAUCUGAUAUUUUGGGUCAGGCACUUAAGCUGGAAGUGAGUAGUAAUGAAGUACCGGCAAUUGAUCAAGGUGGUAGCUCAAGAGCAGAUGCUACAAUCUCAUUUUCCCAUGAUGCCAUGAACCAAACAUCUGAUUGCUUGUCACGAGUAUUGCGGUUGGAAGAGAGUUGCAAUGAAGCACAGGGAUCUGAAAUGGGUGGUGGACACGAGAUUUGAGCCUGUCAAUUAGAUGACAGCAGUUGGUCUGACUGCUAGUUGCAUUUAGUUGAAAUUAUUGCCGGCAUCUUUAGCGCACACUCCUGUACCCUGGUUAUUUAUGAAUUUUUGGCAUGCUAACAGUCGAGGUCAUAUUCCCCGCAUCUCGAACAGUUAGACAGCAAACUGACAAUUUCUUUUCUUUUGGGUAAAUUGUGCAAAGCAGUUAGGAGGUAAUUCAGCAUGCUCAGCCAGGAGGAAGGCUGUUUGAUACCCGACACUCGUUUUCUUAAGACUCUCUCUAAAUUGUUUCCUCUUAAGGUAGAUGGUUUUGGUGUUGUGGUUGUAAUUUAAUGUAUGAUGUUCUCUGUAUACUAGGGCUGAUGCCUUUUCGGUUGUAACUUACACUCUCUUAGUGGUUAGCUGUGGGC
Juglans regia (Persian walnut) is the source of this 2496-nucleotide messenger RNA. RefSeq names its product YTH domain-containing protein ECT1. The transcript has 9 exons. Gene Ontology annotation, cellular component: cytoplasm. Gene Ontology annotation, molecular function: mRNA binding. Gene Ontology annotation, biological process: mRNA destabilization. Bases 251 to 2086 code for a protein of 611 amino acids. The record is from RefSeq and is a predicted model, not a curated record. Lineage: Eukaryota; Viridiplantae; Streptophyta; Magnoliopsida; Fagales; Juglandaceae.